This is a messenger RNA of Terrapene triunguis (Three-toed box turtle), 3166 nucleotides long. RefSeq names its product cAMP-specific 3',5'-cyclic phosphodiesterase 4B. The record is from RefSeq and is a predicted model, not a curated record. NCBI's taxonomy places the organism in Eukaryota, Metazoa, Chordata, Testudines, Emydidae. Gene Ontology annotation, biological process: signal transduction. Bases 123 to 2330 code for a protein of 735 amino acids. Gene Ontology annotation, cellular component: nucleus; perinuclear region of cytoplasm; cytosol. Gene Ontology annotation, molecular function: 3',5'-cyclic-AMP phosphodiesterase activity; transmembrane transporter binding. The transcript is spliced from 17 exons.
CCUCGCGCGGCGGCCCGGCGGAGGAAGAGGACGCCGGUGCGUUGGCAAAGGUUUACUGUCUGGGGAGAAAUUGGAUUGAACAAGAGCGGUUGGCACGAACAGGUGCAUUUUUCAUCUCUAUAAUGAAGAAAAGCAGAAGUGUCAUGACGGUUACAGCAGAUGACAUUGCUAAAGAUUACUUAGAAUGUGGCCUGAGCAAGUCUUAUAGUACAUCUAGUAAUAUGCUCGGCAUAGAUCUCUGGAGAGGAAGAAGGUGUUGCUCAUGUAAUUUGCAGUUACCACCAUUGUCCCACAGACAAAGUGAAAGAGCUAAGACACCUGACAGAGACAUCCUCGCUAGACCAACAACUUUGCCUUUGCUGACGCCACCGAGUAUUGCCAUCACCACUUACCAGGACAGCUUUGAUGUGGAAAAUGGCCCGUCACCAGGUCGCAGCCCAUUGGACCCCCAGGCCAGCUCUUCUUCAGGACUUGUAUUGCAUACCACUUUUCCAGGCCACAGCCAGCGCCGGGAGUCAUUUCUUUACAGAUCAGACAGUGACUAUGACUUAUCACCAAAGACUAUGUCCAGGAACUCCUCUCUUCCAAGUGAACAACAUGGAGAUGACUUGAUUGUUACACCUUUUGCACAGGUCUUGGCAAGUUUACGAAGUGUGAGAAAUAACUUUACUUUAUUGACAAAUUUGCAAGGAACAUCAAACAAGAGGUCUCCAGCAGCGAGUCAGCCACCAGUCUCCAGAGUUAGCCUGCAAGAAGAAUCUUAUCAAAAAUUAGCAAUGGAAACUCUGGAAGAAUUAGACUGGUGUUUAGAUCAACUUGAAACCAUUCAGACCUACCGAUCAGUCAGUGAGAUGGCAUCUAACAAGUUCAAGAGAAUGCUAAACCGGGAGCUGACACACCUCUCAGAGAUGAGCCGAUCCGGGAACCAAGUGUCUGAAUACAUUUCAAACACUUUCCUGGACAAACAAAAUGAUGUGGAGAUUCCCUCUCCCACACAGAAAGACAGAGAGAAGAAGAAAAAACAGCAGCUCAUGACACAGAUCAGUGGAGUGAAAAAAUUAAUGCAUAGUUCAAGCUUAAACAAUACCAGCAUUUCGCGGUUUGGUGUGAAAACAGAAAAGGAAGACCAUCUGGCCAAGGAGUUGGAGGAUCUAAAUAAAUGGGGUCUUAACAUAUUUAAUGUUGCAAGAUAUUCACACAGCAGACCCCUCACCUGUAUUAUGUAUGCCAUAUUUCAGGAGAGAGAUCUACUAAAAACAUUCAAAAUCUCAUCUGACACCUUUGUAACUUACAUGAUGACUUUGGAAGACCACUACCAUUCCGACGUAGCCUACCAUAACAGCCUACAUGCUGCUGAUGUGGCCCAGUCGACACACGUUCUUCUUUCUACGCCUGCAUUAGAUGCUGUCUUCACAGAUUUGGAAAUCCUUGCAGCUAUUUUUGCAGCUGCAAUUCAUGAUGUGGAUCACCCUGGUGUCUCCAACCAAUUUCUUAUUAAUACAAAUUCUGAACUAGCUCUGAUGUACAAUGAUGAAUCUGUCUUGGAAAACCACCAUCUUGCUGUGGGUUUCAAACUGCUGCAAGAAGAACACUGUGAUAUCUUCCAGAACCUUUCGAAGAAACAGCGUCAGACUCUCAGGAAAAUGGUGAUAGACAUGGUAUUGGCAACAGAUAUGUCCAAACAUAUGAGCCUUUUGGCAGAUCUAAAGACUAUGGUGGAAACUAAGAAAGUGACAAGUUCAGGAGUUCUCCUUUUGGAUAACUAUACAGAUCGUAUACAGGUUCUCCGAAAUAUGGUACAUUGUGCAGAUUUGAGUAAUCCCACAAAAUCCCUGGAAUUAUAUCGGCAGUGGACAGACAGAAUCAUGGAGGAAUUUUUCCAGCAGGGAGACAAAGAACGAGAGAGAGGAAUGGAAAUUAGUCCAAUGUGUGACAAACACACAGCCUCCGUGGAGAAAUCACAGGUUGGAUUCAUUGAUUACAUCGUCCAUCCACUUUGGGAGACCUGGGCGGACCUAGUGCAGCCUGACGCACAAGACAUCCUGGAUACUUUAGAAGACAAUAGGAACUGGUACCAGAGUAUGAUACCUCAAAGUCCCUCCCCUCCCCUUGAUGAACGGAAUAGAGACUGUCAGGGUCUAAUGGAGAAGUUCCAGUUUGAACUGACUCUUGAAGAGGAGGAUUCAGAUGGACCUGAAAAGGAGAGUGAGAGUAUCAGCUAUUUUAGCAAUACAAAGACACUCUGUGUGAUUGACCCUGGCAAAAGGGAAUCACAAGAAGAAGCUAAUAUAGAAAUUGUGACAGAAGAUAUGUCACCUGUUGAUACAUAAUGUACUGUAUGUAGGUGAACUUUAAACACUUAAUGAGCAUGCAAGCUGUCUUGUAGGACUAGCCUGCGAUCUAGGUCUUAGGCCUGUGUCUAACAUUGGCUAAAAGAUCUUCUCAGCUACUUGAGAUUGGAGUCAAGGUUAAAGAUCGUGUAUGGAAUGAUUGCUCAGGAAAUUAACAGAUGAUUUACAUUGUAGUUUAAACCUUGUCAUCUUAAAACAUUGUGUUGUUCCGGAGCCAGCUUGAAUUGUUACUGAACUGGUUGAAAGUGAACGACACAGAACUGAGAGAUUUUAUACUGUUAAGGUUUUGGGAUUUAUACCAGUUAGACUGAUAGAAACUACUGAAUAGUAACUCUACAUAUAAAACCUGUCCACCUAACCACCUGUCUGCGGACCUGUGUGCCUUUUUUGUAAACACUUUCACGUCUUUUCAAGAGCCUAUUAAAUACACAAAGUUUAGUAUAAAACUCUACACAAUGUGUUUCAAAAUUGGUGGAUACUUUUUUGAUUCUUCCUGUUAAAAGAAAUAGUCUUCCUUCUCUCAUGGGCAAUAUCUGUCACUUUAUUGCGGUUAAUCGUUUUUACAGGCUAAACAGAAGGGGUACCCACGAUUUUGCAUUGCUGCACAUUUAAUAGUCUCGUUAAAUCUCCAGAUGAUCUUUUAAAGUCAUUUCAUACCAUUGCACAUCUUUUCUGUUUGCUUGCUAUGUACAACAGUAUUUUUUCCUCAGUAGGGUUCACUUUUGUUGUGCACAGGAUAAAGGGUAGUUCUGUUUUUCUAGCACAAUGCAGUACAUAUACAACUAAGUGUAAUAAGGCAGUGUGUGAUGUGUGUU